Molecule: messenger RNA, 6233 nt
Organism: Trichosurus vulpecula (common brushtail)
Lineage: Eukaryota; Metazoa; Chordata; Mammalia; Diprotodontia; Phalangeridae
Product: histone deacetylase 4-like
Exons: 7
Coding region: 1-633 (210 amino acids)
Biological process (GO): chromatin organization
Cellular component (GO): histone deacetylase complex
Molecular function (GO): histone deacetylase activity
Source: RefSeq, a predicted model, not a curated record
AUGGCUGUGAAGGAAAUCUACAAGAUGGAGGUCUGCAUGUUUUUCAGAGGCUUUGAGAAAAGUGGCCCUCACUGCAUCUCUGGGCCUGCUACCCCAGGUGGAGCAGAGGGGAGGACAGUCGUCAUGCCAGUGGCUAACGAAUUCGCCCCAGAUGUCGUGUUGGUUUCAUCUGGUUUUGAUGCCGUUGAAGGCCACCCCACACCUCUUGGAGGCUAUAACCUGUCAGCAAAGUGUUUCGGGUACCUGACGAAGCAGCUCAUGGGACUGGCCGGCGGACGCGUCGUCCUGGCCCUGGAGGGAGGCCAUGACCUGACGGCCAUUUGCGAUGCUUCGGAAGCAUGUGUUUCUGCUUUGCUGGGAAACGAGCUCGACCCUCUCCCGGACAAGGUCUUGCAACAAAGGUCAAACGUCAACGCCAUCCACUCUAUGGAAAAAGUUAUUGAAACCCACAGCAAGUACUGGCGUUCCCUGCAGCGCUUUUCCUCCACAGUGGGCUACUCCCUUCUUGAGGCUCAGAAAUGCGAGAACGAAGAGGCAGAGACCGUCACCGCCCUGGCCUCGCUGUCUGUGGGGGUCAAGCACGCCGAGAAGAGGUCAGACGAUGAGCCCAUGGAAGAGGAGCCCCCUCUGUAGCAUCCAGCUCGAAUCUGCUGGUCUCUGGUUUGUGCGUCUCUUGUCUUGAAGCUCUGCCAAGAAAAUUCCUCUUGUUCCUCCUGCGUCCUGUCAGGGUGUUCUCCCAGAAUACGCAAGGACAGCCAGGUGUGACGUAACAACAGGACUGGUCUUUCUGGAUACGGAAAACGAGUCUUUCUGCAUCUACAGAUCUCACGAUAUACAUAUAGAUAUAUAUCUACGUCCAUAGAUAUAUAGACACGCGCGCGCCCACACCCCCACCCGCAGACACCCACGGACCCGCCGGUGAGUGCCACACACGUGUGAGCCAGGCGAUCUUUCUCCACUCCAAAGUGGGAACCCGUGAGGAGAAAGCAGCCGGUGGCGGCCUUGGGUGGAUGGGCCACGUCGCGUGAAAACAGACAGCAGCAGCAGCCGCCAAGGAGACCCGAGUUUCAAAGCUCUAAUAAUACAGAAAACAAACUUCAUUAAAACUGGUGCUUAAGGUUUGAUUACCCACAAUUCCACAGUCUCCGUUGAAACCACUCGACUCAUCGUGUAGCUUGUUUGUUUGUUUUUUUAGAAAAAGAAAAGGAGAAAAAAGAAAAGGGGAGAAAGGGUUUAUGACUCUGGCCUGCCUGGGAGUCAGAAACAUAAUCUACAAACCCUGAUGAUGCUCGAGGGCGGGUUUUUAAUGGGGAGGGUGGGGGGCAAGGAGACUAACCUCUCUCUCUUUUUUAGUAGAACAAAAACAGAAAAAAUCAUGAGCACCCACCCUGGAGGAAUUGGCUUUAGCUUUUCAAAGCCGCCUGAAGAUGAGAGUUUGUGCCUUUUUUUCAAUUGAUCUGAUGGAUUUGGUGUGGCUGAUUUUUCAGAAGUUUGAAGGACAAUGCCUUAAGUUUAAAAGAAAAGAAAAAGCAGGACUCUGUGGAGUGACUUCCUCUGGCUGUCAGAGCCAAGAUCUGCCAGCGAGCCCAGAGCGAGCGAGAGAGUGAGGGAGUGGGAGCCUCCGGCCUGUGCUCACAUUAGGACUAAAGGCAGGCCGGCCUCCCUGCCUGCAACACCUCAGGAAUUCUCUCCUGAGUUGGGGGGCGGUCGGGUCAGGUCGGGUCGGUUCCGUUUGGUUCGGUUGGUUUUUUGUUUUUUUUUUUUUGUGGUUCUGUUUCAUUUCAUUGCUGUUUAAGACAAAUUAAGGGAGUUGCCCCCAAAGUGGCAAAUACUGUUGGGUGUUUUGAAGUCUGACAAAUUUAAAACAAUCCAAGGCGUUUUCUUUCCAGCAUUGAUUAUAUAUCAGUCAAACACAGCAAUUUGGUUGUUGACGCAUGUAAUAGACACACUUGCAGUUUUAAGAUUGGGGUUCUUUCCCCUGAGAGCAGACUAGCAUGAGGUAUUGCUUCAAAUGUAGGUAUAAAUAGAUAUAUAUAUAUAUAUAUGUAUGUAUAAUGUAUAUUCCAAAUGUACUCCAGGCUUAGAAACUUGAUUCUUAUGAAAUCUUGAUAAAAUAUUUAUAAUGCAUUUAUAGAAGAAAUAAAAAGGUAACUAUAAUAAAUGCAGAUUGUAAAAGCCACCUUUUAAAGGUCCCUAGCAAAUGGUUUCCUUGUGAAUUGGACCAGACCGGUGCUGAGGGAAAGAGAAAAUUGGAAAGGCUUCAGAUCGCCAGCACAUUAGCCACUGGGCAACUACCCUCAAUGUUUGCAUUUUAAUUUCAGGUUCUGUUUGUUACGUUGGGUUUCUUUUCUGCCGGGCCCUCUCUCCCCGCUUUUCACACACAUACACAGAUGAGUUUGGGGUUCUUUUUUUUGAGGGGGAGGUUUGGUAGCAAGAACUAGAGAACUCUGUUGUUGAUUUUUGUAUCAAUAUUUUCCAAUCCUGAAGAAACCUCAUUUGUGUGGAUUUUACAUUUGUUUUCCAUUGGGCAGUUUUCUGACUAGUAAUGAUGUCAAAAGGCCUUUCUUGCCUCGGUCCUUGCUUGUAUAUUUUUUUUAAACUUUUUAAAGUCUCGGUUUUUUUAUUAUUAUUUUGGGGUUUUUCUUGUUUUGUCUUUUGUACAGUCAGCAUCUUUCUGCCAGGCUGAGGAGACGUUACAGUUAGACUUUGUUUUCAGAAGUGGAGCAUUUAAUGCAAAGAGGGAUCCAUGGGUCUGGCCUGUGGAACGAUACCAGCCAAGGUCUCUUUCCUGUGUUCUGUUCUCCAAAGGACGCAAAGGAGCUGGGGUGUUUUGGACCUUCCACAUCGUAGCAUCGCGUGGGGGGCCUCCCCCCACUCUUGUUGGCAUGCGGCUUCACUGGAGGAGACUUGUCAACCUUGACAAAUAUCAUUUCUAAACUUCUUCCUUGAAACACCAUUGUUAAGAUAGAAUUUUAACUUUUGUUCUCCAAAGACCUUUGGGGAAAAAAAAAUGUUUUUGAGAAUGUUAAACGGGGGCGAGGAGUGUUUUUCCUGUUUUUUUUUCUUUCUGCCAUCUGGUUUCGACCCUCACUCUGAAGCACCAGAUGCUUAUUACUGGAGUAUGGGACUGCAGGAGACCGAUUGACACAUGUACUUUUUUUUUUUCAAAGUUUAUAGAAUAGUACAGUUCACUCCUCCGGACAACCCGUGUUUUCUCUUUCCUUUUUUUGGUGACAUUUGAAGUCACCAUUUUCAUUCCAAAAUUGAUUGAAUUCAGACUUGUGGAAAGAAUUUGAAACUGUGGGGGGGGGGGGGUUAGUCCCCUCUACGGAGAAGGGGCAGCCAAGGAAUUUUCUGAGCUUACUCUAGUUUACGCUUCAGCUUUUCUGAUCAACGCUAACGGCAUGGGAGGAUUUCUUCCUUUACCCUCAGCCGACUGAGAAGGGCAAGGUUUGGGUGCAGAAAGACCCAAGUGAGCUGGGCACCCCUUAACCUCUGCAGGUCUAAAACCUAAUUUGGCUCCUUGGGGUUGUUUGGACGAGGUUGGUUUUCUUUUGAAGUUUUAGGUGUUUUUGGUUGGGGAGGGGGGCCGAGAGGAGGAAGCAAUCAUUUUUUCUCCUCCAUCCUGGUGGCGUAGAAGUGGGCACGGGCACCCCCCAUUUUCCCCUCUCAGAGCUUUUUUCUGGAGCACAGCAUUCAGUGUCAGCAGCAGGGGGAGUGUUUUUCGGGGUUCCCUCUUCACUGCAGGCAGUUACUGGAGAGAAAAAAAGAGUUAUUUGUCAUUUUUACAAGAUGCUGGGGAUGACGGGGACCUUUCUGUGGCCCAGUUAUCAUUUCUGGACUUUGUGCUAUUUACUGCAUGUUGCAAAGACCCAUCGAGUUAAAUCCCCUUUGGUUUGUCAGCCUCCUCCGGCCCCGGGCAAUCUGCUUAAAGCAUCGACUGUUUCACUUUGGUUUUUGUCUUUGGCUGGGCAUGGCCCGCACUUGGUCUUUCUCUGGCGGGAUUGUGGGGCUCCUCUUCUCCCGGGCUGACCACAACUGCCGCUAGCCCAUGGAUGGAGCUUCUGUUAGCUCUCCAUUCUCAUGCCGACCCCAGGGGGGGUACUUUCUUCACCCCAUUUCUCACUUGCACCUUUGCCGAGGCUACUGGGGCAUUUUUCAAAUGCUGGUCCACAGGGUUGGUGAGUGAGCACUUUACUGGCCCCUGGGGAGAGGGGUGGGGGUCACCAUUGGCACUCCUGGAGCAGCUCAGGUGGCUUGAAGCCACUAUCCUCAUCUGUCCUUUUCAUAUCCCAACCCUGGAGCCCGAGCAUCUCUGACCAUCCAGGAUGUGCCUGAGCCCCACCAGCAGAAGCUCUGAGGUUGCUCCCCCAACCUGCAGCCCCCAGCGGGCUGGCCAGGGACCCCAUUGCUAUCCAGUUGGGGCUUGUCAGUGGCCACUCCCCCCACAUUGGUGUUUGGUGGGCCCUAGUUUGAAAGGGCCUCUUGUCAAAGCCGUUUUGUUUCUCCCAUUUCUUAACUUUGAUCUCUCUUACCUGUUUGGAGAAGGAGGACAGUGGUUUCUUUUUUUCAACGGUCUUAGACCCAGAAUCUGCAAGGGGCAGGUUUGCAGGACCCCACAGCCCCUGCUGGUGAGGUGCUGGGGUUGGGGGGGGAGUUGUUUUUCAGCUUUGUUUUUAUUUUCUAUAUAGAACAUUCCUUUGUAUUCGUCACAGUCAUGUAUUCAUUCCAUUCUGCUUUUUGUAAACUUUGGGGCCCACGUGUUUUAUGGGCAUUGAUAUAUAUAUAAAUAUAUAUAAAUAUAUAUGAAUAUAUUUUUUUAAGUUUCCUACACCUUGAGGUUGCAUGGUCUGUAAGGUUGGCAUGUCUUUCUAUUGUAUACAGAUUUUGCACGCCAAACUUGGCAGCUUUGGGGGAAAACAAAAACAAAAAACAAAAAAACCUGGUUUUUUCCCCCUCUCGUGGCAUUUGCAGAUUUUUAAAAAGGUGGGACAUUUUCUGUAAAGCAAAAUAUGGAAGGAGAGUGGGGAGGGGGGAAGUUUGCAUCUUACUGAACUUAUUCUGGAGAAUUUGUGCUUUUUAUUGUAAGAGAAAUAAAAGGACUGCUCAGACCUUUGUCAUUUUAAGGAAAAAGUUUAUCGAGCAAUUGUGACCUACCAGUCAUAGAGUUUAUUGUAUUUAUGUGGAAACAGUGUUCUGGAGAAACUCCGCCGCUGCCGCUGAGUGCAAAAUGGAAACUGCCUGGGUCUCUUCGAAGAUUUUUUGUUCCUGGGUUGGGGGGGAGGGGGAGAGACAUGGUUUUUGUUUGAGCUUUUUCGUUUCCCUUCUGGGGGUGAGUGAAUGUAACCCUUUCUCAAAGACUGUACUUUGGACAAAAAACCUGACGUGGAGCCUAAAGAGUUAGCUUCUCUGCGCCCCCUUCCCCACCCCACCCCCGCCCUUUUUUAAAGUGACUUUUAGAUGAAAUUAUCCAUCGAUCUCACGUUCUGAUAAACAGUCGUGGACUGUGUGAGCAACACUGUGGUUUAAAAAAUUAUUCUGUCGACUGCAUUGAAAGGAAACCCAAAGUUUCUUCAUUGUUCUGAAGCUAAGUCGUUCGGAGGCCGGCUUCCCUUUGUCUUUGAUGUUGAUUUAAAAAUAUCCUAUUGAAAGAAAAAGAAAUCUAACAAUUUUGCGUGUGUGCUCCAUAGUGGAGGCGAUAUUUUCCAUUUAUGGGGAUGACAAACUUAUAUAUAUAUAUAUAUAUAUAUAUAAAAGGGGGGUCGAAGCAUUAUUCGCCCGAGAGCUUAUUACAGAUGUAUGGUAUCCAAAGCUGUAACUAUAUAUAUUCUCCUCUCUACCUAUCCAUGCUCAGAAUGACGUCACCAUUGGUAGCAGCUCCCACUUUCUUCCGUCAUCCAGACGCAAUCUCCCUCUUACUUGUACGGCAUCUGCUCCCAGGAAGGGCAGCGGUGUUCUUUGUGCCGACCUCUGCCCGUGUCCCUCGCCUUUGCUCGGUGGACCCGGAGGUCUGUCUCUCUUCCUUUCUUUUUCUUUCUUUUAUUUGGUUUUUUCUUUUUCUUCGUCACUGUCGUUUCCUCAUUUUGUCCUGGUUCCUUUCCCCCCACUGGCCAAUGGUGUCUUUCUCUGACAGUACCGACUUCUAUUGGAGCUUUCUUAGGAGUCCAGUAUUUUGUACCACAUUAUGACAACUUGUUAUUCUUGUGGUGUAAAUAAAAAGAAAAAAAAUCUCA